AUGUCUUUCAAGGGCAAGUCGGUUAUUGUGACCGGUUCCAGCUCCGGGAUUGGCCAGGAAUGCGCACUGUUGUUUGGAGAGGAAGGUGCCUAUGUUACUGUUCAUGGGCAGUCGCUGGAAGGGAUCAAUGUGAGUGCUUUGAGUAAAAAUGUUUGAAAUUUUGCAACAACUGUCAAGUUGGCAAAAAUAUUAUUUUCUUGUCUUACAAAAGCUGAAAGUUUCUUGAAAAGCGGACGAUGAAAUUUUUCGGAGAUUUUGCAAAAUUGACUUUAUUCUUUGAAAUUUUUAAGUUGGAGCCUUUCAGGUAUGACCGCGAAAUUCAGCGAUCCUUAUUUGGUUUAUUUAGGGCUUAAAAUGCCACCUAAAGUUCUAAAAUUUUGUAUAGAAUCCACUAAAAAAGUUGCUGAAGAUUUCAAGAUUCACAAUAAAUACUAGUCGGGACAAAAAGUCCUGAUAAUUUUGCACCGUGCGGAUUUUGCGCGGUUUUUGUCGCACUCUGAAAAAACGAUUUGUCGCUCCGCAAAAUGGGAAUCGCGCGCGACAAUAAGGCAAAAACAAACAAAAUGCACUGUGCAAAUGCACUUUUCGGGUCAAAUGCACCGUGCGAAACUCUUUUUUUCGCGAUUUUCGCAGCGACAACCCAAAACGUUCAAAUCCGCACGGUGCAAAAUUAUCAGGACUUUUUGUCCCGACUAGUAUAAUAAAGUCUUUAUUUCUUCUUACAUAAAAUAUUCAGGAGACUAUCGAGCUGCUGAAAGAAGCCGGCGUCAAGGAGACGCAUUAUCAAUACGUUCAAGGGCCGAUUCAGGACGAAAAGGUUCAAGAUGAACUCUUUGACAAGACGGUCGAGAAAUUUGCCAAAGUUGACGUGCUGGUGAACAAUGCAGGACUUUGCCAAGGCCCUGGCUUGGAACAGGAGUCCAUGGAGAACUUUGAUUAUGUGAUGAAUGUCAAUUUGAGGAGGUAAGGACAUAUUACAGCAAAGUCUUUGUAUAGAGAAUCUCCUACAACGAAGCUUUUAACGAACAAGUUUUAUGAUCACAAGAGUCAAUUUUUGGCCAAAAUUAACCUCGGUAAAAUGAAACCUCCUAUAGCGAGUGAUUUUUUAUCACCUGUAAUUUUUUGUUCACAGGCUACUAUAUUGUCUACAAAAAAGAAUGGCUCUAACUAUCUACAGUGGGGGACCUAAUCCAGUGGCAAAAACGCGCUAUUUUGUAUCCGGGAAGUAUUAAAAAUGUGGCAAAAUUCUUUCAUCUCCAAGUGUAAAAACUUCGUUUCCAAAAGUGCUCUUUUUGUGAGGAAGUGAGCUCAGCCUUCAAAACGAAGUUUUUUCUCUUGGAGAGGGAAGCAUUUUGCCAUAUUUUUGAUACUUCUCGGAUGCAAAAUGCUGCGUUUUUUGCCGCUGAAUCGGAUCACUGUAAUACUCAACAUUUUCAGUGUGAUCUCCAUGACUCGGAAAGCGGUUGAUCAUCUCGAAAUUACUCACGGAAAUAUCGUGAACAUCAGCUCCAUUGCGGCUGAAAUGUGCUUCCCACCAUCUCAACACUACUGUGCCAGCAAAGCGGCGUUAAGUAAUUACACGAAAAACUCGGCGUUACAGUAUGCCCACAAAUUUAUCCGAGUGAACGCGGUUAGGUGAGUCAACUUGCAAAACAAACGACAGACUUUUUUGGCAAUAGUGUUUUGAGUGCUGCCUGUAAAAAAUGGAUUUUUUUAUGAAAGCAGAGGUUUGGCAUUUCUAAUAUUCGUAUUUCAGCCCCGGCUCCAUUUACACCAAGUUCCGGCUUCGUCAUUCGGACAAUAAGCAAGAAAUCGAUUACAUGUACGAGAAUCGACACGAAUGGAUCCCCAUGAGAAGAACGGGGACAGUCCGAGAGGUGGCCAAUGUGGUCGCGUUCUUGGCCUCCGAUAAGGCCUCGUACGUAACCGGCUCCAAUUAUGCGGUGGACGGAGGCGCCUUGGCUGGGAAGCCAUUCGAGCCAGUGUAUGUCUCGUGA
This is a messenger RNA of Bursaphelenchus xylophilus (pine wood nematode), 1997 nucleotides long. Lineage: Eukaryota; Metazoa; Nematoda; Chromadorea; Rhabditida; Aphelenchoididae. The record is from the annotation of a GenBank genome assembly.